AUGGUCGAGCGCGAGCUGGCCCAGGUGAAUACCUUCACCCAAACCGCGGCCAAGUCCAUCGCGCUGCUCUUUGGCCCGAGCAAGCAGGGCGAGGGCCGGCGUCUGGGCGCCGCGGGCUCCGGCACCGAGGCCAGCCAGGACAAGGAGCUGGUCCUGGCCCGGAAGCGCAUCGCCAUCGCCGUGGACCGGCUGCGCACCAUCCGCCGGCGAAUCGACGACUUUGAACACCGCGGCGAUGCCGCCGGCACGAUGGCCGACCUCCUGCGCCGGGUGGAGUUCCUGAUGGCCGGCCACCGUCUGGCCAGCGGGGCCGCCGCCAGCCCGGACGACUCGUCCAGCAUCCUGAUGGGCGGCUCGGAGGCGCGCAUGCACAUCGACUCGGAGCCCCCGGGCUCCGGGGAUCCGAACGCCGGUGGGCCCCGCGCGAAGACCUUUGUCCAUCGCGCACCGGCCUACUUCGGCACGCUCUCCUGGGAGGAGUGGCAUAGCAAGCGCGUGCAGCGUCUCGUGGUGGACUGGCUGCUGCGCGAAGGAUUCAAGAAGACCGCGUACGCCAUCCUGGAUUACCCGGCCGGCGCGGCCGACGGCGAGGCGGUCCCGGAGACCGAGCCCGCGCGUGGGGACCGUGCCGCUUCCACCCCCCGGCGCAGUGCCCCGGGCCCGGUGGCCGAGGCGGCCGAGGGCAGCCCCCGGUCCUCGGCAUCCUCGGGAUCGGUGCACUCGUCGGAGCACGGGGACACCUCGACCGACAGUCUCAUGGGGUUCCCCGGGCCCGACGAGGGCCGGCGCCUGCUGGAGAGCGCCUGCCUGGAGUCCCUGUGCGAUGUGUCCCUCCUGUCGUCGGUGCGGCAGAUUGAGAAUGACCUGGGGUUCCGGUGCCAGGCCGACAGUGCCCUCCGGUGGUGCGCGGCCAACCGGGCCCGCUUGCGGCGCGUCGGCAGCCGCAUCGAGUUCGACAUCCGGGCAAUGGAGGUCGUGCUCAUGGCCCGCGCGGGCCAGCCCCAGGAGGACAUCCUGGCCUACCUCAAAAGCCAAGUCCUGCCCCUGAUCCAGGCGCUGGCUGGGCCCGCGCCCGGGGCCUCGGCACACGCGGCUGCCGAUGCCCCGGCAUCCGGCUCGGCCACCCUGUCGACCAUCCUCUACCAGGACCUGCGACAUCUCAUGCUCUGCCUCGUCAUGCCGAUGGGGCUCUUUGAUCGGCUUCGAUGGCCAUCUGCCCGGUUCGGCCGGCCCCUUCGGUCGGCCCUGGCCGAUGUAGCCCGACCGGUGUUCCAUCACUCGCUCGAUCUCGGCUGGACGGCCCUCCUGAUGGAGGCCCAGGCGCCGGGCCGGGCCGGCUCGGAUGGGGCCGAGGCCGCUGCGCGCCCGGCCUGGCGUGCCCUGGCUUUGGCUUUCAGCCGCGACGCCAUGGCCUUCUUCUCGCCGUCGGCCUCCGGCCCGGGCGCCGGGGCGGACCCCUCCGAUCCGACGGAUGCCGACGGCGGCCACUCCUUCCUGGGGAUUCUCCUUGGCAAGGAGAACCCCGGCCUCGGGGCGGCGGGCGCCGGCGCCGCCGGCGGUCCCGGCCCCGGCCCCGGUGCAUCGGGCAUCUCCACCUCCGGCGACUACUUCAAGAUGGAUUUCGGCCUGGCGGCCGAGCCGCUGGUGGGCAUGGACGAGUCGGACUCCCUGGAAGACCUGGUCGGCCUGGGCGUGGAUCCGGCCAACGGGGCCAGCCGGGGCCGGGGCCCGGCCGCCGGUGCGGCCUCCGCCCUGGCCGAUGGCCUGCAUGGCCUGGCGCCACUGCCGCCCGGGCUGACCACCGAGGCGCCGGAGCUGCUGGGCGCGGCGGCGGUGGCCGCUUCGGCCGCCGCCGCCGCCGCUUCGGCCGCCGCCGCCGCCGGCUGGAACGGCUCCCACCUGGUGACCAUCCUCCAGGCCGGGGCCAUCUGCCUGCUGUCAGACGAGUGCAUCCUCGGCACGGUGCAGGACCUGCAGGCGCUCCGUGUGGAGCGCUCCCGCGCGGCCCGGCCCGGCCUCGGCAGCCUGCCGCACGCUGGCGGCGGCCAUGCCGGCGAUGGGGCUGCCUGCAGCCGCUUCGGCGAGGGGAGCUGCCCCAUCUGCCGGUCCGACGUGCGCAGCCGCGCCUCCUUCCUCUGUCGGGUGCCGCUGCGCGCGCCGCACGACCAGACCCGUCUCGUCUGUCGGAUCCUCAGCCAGCCGGGCGACCUGGCCAUCUAUCCCGCGCCUUUGGCCACGGAGAAUGCCCUCGGGCCGGAGGAACUGCGCUCGGCCCUGCCCGACAUCUCGGGCGGCGUGGCCGAGGCCGCCGCACGCCCGGUCCCCGGCGAGCUGUCCGGCCGCAUGGUCCCCAUGUCCGAUGACAACCCCCCGAUGAUGCUGCCCAAUGGCUGUGUCUAUUCGCUACGCGCCAUGGCUCUGCAGGCCGCCGCCAGCAAAGAUCGCGCCACGGUCUUCUGCCCGCGCACGCGUCAGAACUUCAAGUUGAACCAGGCCCUGCGCGUGUUCAUCACAUAA
Messenger RNA from Fonticula alba, 2517 nucleotides. RefSeq lists its product as hypothetical. NCBI's taxonomy places the organism in Eukaryota, Rotosphaerida, Fonticulaceae. The transcript has 5 exons. The coding region runs from base 1 to 2517 and encodes 838 amino acids. Gene Ontology annotation, biological process: proteasome-mediated ubiquitin-dependent protein catabolic process. The record is from RefSeq and is a predicted model, not a curated record. Gene Ontology annotation, molecular function: ubiquitin-protein transferase activity. Gene Ontology annotation, cellular component: nucleus; GID complex; cytoplasm.